UGUAUAUAAGGAAAAAUGAACUAAAUACGUAAAUCAUAUAGAUUUGUGGAAUGAAUGAUGUAAACUAUUAUAUUAAUAAUAUAUUAGUUAGACCAACAGCAAGCGAGUGACAAUGACGAAUAGGUGUAUUCCCUUUUAAUGCAUUAAAAAUAUAUUUUGAAGUGAAAAAGUGUUAAAUAUGAAGAUAUUAAUAUAUUGUGCUAUUGUGAACUUAAUUGUCCUCUUCGUACUUGACGUGUGUGGCGCCACGUGUGAGGAAUACACCAUUAUAUUCGAAGAGAACACAUGCCCACGUUACAGAAUUAAACCUUUGACACACGACGAAAUAUUAAAUUGGAUUGGAAAAAAUGAUGACUGCAAUACUUCAGAAAUAUAUAACGAAAUAUAUAACGAAAAUAAAGAAUGCCUUCUAGAAUUCCAAUGUUUGAAUAAUUAUAUUUCGUGUUUAGAGCAUGUUAUACCAAAAAAUAUCCAAAGCCAUGCCGUAAUACCGGAUAAUCAUGGGACCCGUAAAGUCAUUCGAGGAAAUUUAAACAAUAAUACAUCGUAUGUAAAUAAUAAUAGUACAUUACCAAAUACUACACUCAAUGAAGAAGAUGAAACAUCAAUGUUUAAUGUACACUUAAUUUAUAAUAAUGUUAAUGCUGCACUUGACGUUUCAAGCAUAAAAAAUAAAAAAAUGAAAAUGCAUGAUAAAGUUAUCUGUCAAUAUGUAGAAAUAGUUUGCAACAAUGCAGAGAAGAAACCUUCAAUACCCUUUGGAAGUACUGACAGUUAUUUUCAUAAUGCAUCUACGGUUUUUUUAGAUAUAUCUAUAGAUCGGGAUGAAACUAGCCCCUUACAACCAAUAUUUACGGGCUAUUUCCCAGAACUAUCAAAAGAAGCUUUAUCCUCUUAUGAAAAUGAUUUUCAAUAUCUUAAAACUGCAUCAUUAAAAUGUCCAAUAUUAAAGAACGAUACUAGCAAAUGUGAAACAAAUAAAUCUGUCAAUGUAUACAUUAAUACCAACUAUAUUGAAAAUAAUACUAAUACAAAUUACCCAAAUUGUACAAUGGACACCGACAUUCAUGACAACAUUUUUCAUUUGAUAUGCGAUAAUGUAACAUUUGAAAUAAAUAAUAAACACUUAAAGUUUAGUUCUAAACCUGUACCAAUAUCUGAUAGCAAACAAGACCUUUUAAGUUGGAGCUGCGAAGUCAUGGAAUCCAAAGACCUUUUAACAAGUAAAACCCCGGAUAUUGAAGUUAGUGAUAUUUAUUUCAAGAACUGUUUUAAGGACUUAAAUAAUAAUAACACUACUAACGAUAAAAAUAACAUUAAAUCCUCUAUAAAAGACCUUUUGAAAAAAGAAAAUACAGCAAACAUAACUACACAGAAAUUGAUAAAAAUAAUUAUGAAUGAAAAUGGCAACUGUACCCAAAAUACAAUUCUAAAUCUCCGACAAGGAAAAUUCAUCAAUUUUGGAAUAAAUAAACAAAAUGUGCUCAAAAAUGAUGAAAUUGAAAUAAAUCUUUCUAAUUGUAUCAAGGUAAAAAAUUCUACCCUUAAUGACACUGAUAAGUUACCUUAUAGAAAUCUAGAAAUGAUCAUUUCUUUACAAAAUGAAUCACUGAAUGCUUCUGACUUAAAGUUAAUGAACGGAUAUCCCAAAGAAACGAAUGAAACAGAAAGAUUAUUUCUGCAGUGUGAUCACUCAAAUAAUUUCCAUAAUAAUACAAUUAAAAAUACCACCGUACUACAAUGUGAAACCAUUGAUGCAAAAGAUUUAAUAAUUCUAGAAAAUAAUAGCGAACAGGAUACAAUACUAGACGAUCAAGCCUGGAACUGCCAAAUCAUAGAAUACAAAGAUUCUGUACCAAGUAAGGAAAAUAUUAAAGAAACAUAUUUCAAAGAUUGUUUUAAAGGUAAAGAAAAAAAUGAACAUACUUCUUCCAAACCGGAUCUUUUGAAUAAUGAUAAUACAACAGACGUAGAUCCAAAGAAGUUUAUAAAAAUAAUUGUAAAUGAAAAUGCCAAUUGUACUGAGAACACAACUUUAAAUAUCCAACACGGAAAAUUCGUCGAUUUCGAAGUGACGAAUGAUAAACAGAAUAUUCUUGAAAAUGAUAUAGUAGAAAUAAAUCUUUCUAACUGUAUCAAAGCUAACGAUUCUAUAACUAAUAGCUCUGAUAAACUACAUCAAGCAAAAGUAGAAAUGACAAUAUUUUUGAAAAAUGAAUCUCUAAAUGCUUCUGAUAUGAAAUUAUUAAAUAAAUCUCCAAAACAAAAAGAAACAGAUGAAAGAGACAGAUUAUUUCUACGGUGCGGGAGUUCAAAUAUCUCUAAUAGUAAAACAACUAAAAGUAGUAAAACAUUAGAAUGUGAAAACAUUGAAUUAAAAGAUUUAAUAACUCUCGAAGAUAGCACAGACGUUAAUCAAAACACAACAAAAGAUGCAGCCACUGACGAUGAUAAUAAAAAUCUGAUAAAGAACGUUGACGGUAAUAAAACCGUUCCUAAUAAUAAAAACAAAGACACGAGUAUAAAUGAUACAAGACAAGACGAUAAAGGUUGGAAUUGCAAAAUCGUAGAAUUCAAAGAUUCUUUACCAACUAAGGAAAAAAUCAAAGAAACAUAUUUCAAGGACUGUUUUAAAGAUAACAGUAAAGAAAUCAAUGAACUUACAACUUCCAAACCAGAUCUUUUGAAAAAAGAUAAUACAACAGACGUGAAUCCAAAGAAAAUUAAAAUAAUUGUAAAUGAAAAUGCUAAUUGUACUCAGAACACAACUUUAAAUAUCCAACACGGAAAAUUCGUCGAUUUCGAAGUGACGAACGAUAAACAAAAUAUUUUUGAAAAUGAUAUUGUGGAAAUAAAUAUUGCUGACUGUAUCAAAGCUAACGAUUCUAUAACUAAUAGCUCUGAUAAACAACAUCAAGCAAAAGUAGAAAUGACAAUAUUUUUGAAAAAUGAAUCUCUAAAUGCUUCUGAUAUGCAAUUAUUAAAUAAAUCUCCAAAACAAAAAGAAACAGAUGAAAGAAACAGGUUAUUUCUACGGUGCGGCAGUCCAAACACUAAAAGUAGUAAAACAUUAGAAUGUGAAAACAUUGAAUUAAAAGAUGUAAUAACUCUCGAAGAUAGCACAGACGUUAAUCAAAACACAACAGCCACUGAGGACGAUAAUAAAAAUCUGAAAAAGAAUGUUGACGGUAAUAAAACUGUUCCUAAUAAUAAGAACAAAGACACAAGUAUAAAGGAUAAAAGGGAAGUUCAAAACACAAUUACUUUUAAUAGAAAAAAAGAUGUAAAUAAACUUGGCAACCAAGAAAAUCUUGUAGGAGAUCUGGAAGUUGAAGGGAUAAUACUUAUAACAAUAGCCGCAAUCGCUGGUACCAGCACACUACUGGUUUUGGCCUUGAGAUUCUGUAGAAAGCAAGAACAUGACUACAGUCCAACAGCGCCAAGGGAACCUGGAGUUGAUGAAGAGACGGCAUUUUAAAUAAUGGCAUUAUGGAGUGGCUUUGCGACUACCCACCAGUCAGUCUACCGUGAUAAUUCUAGAUAGUAUGAAGUAUUUGUUUUUUCUAUCUUCGGUUAGAGUUCGGAAAUGUAAUCGGUGUGUGAUAAAAAGUUCAAGUAAGACUUUUCUUCAAGGUAAAGCGAGAUGUUGCAUUAAUUUUGUAGUAAGUACAUUUACCUAUAUUUAAGUGAUGUGUAAAUAAUAUAUUAUUAAAAUAAAUUAAGAAUCUCUAAUAUAUUAUUAAAAUAAAUUAAGAAUGUGCUUAUUUUA
This is a messenger RNA of Spodoptera frugiperda (fall armyworm), 3769 nucleotides long. RefSeq lists its product as uncharacterized. The transcript has 4 exons. The record is from RefSeq and is a predicted model, not a curated record. Bases 179 to 3478 code for a protein of 1099 amino acids. Lineage: Eukaryota; Metazoa; Arthropoda; Insecta; Lepidoptera; Noctuidae.